Molecule: messenger RNA, 4805 nt
Organism: Colias croceus (clouded yellow)
Lineage: Eukaryota; Metazoa; Arthropoda; Insecta; Lepidoptera; Pieridae
Gene: MSL1
Product: protein male-specific lethal-1-like
Exons: 11
Coding region: 423-2750 (775 amino acids)
Cellular component (GO): MSL complex
Source: RefSeq, a predicted model, not a curated record
UUGACGCUAGUGAUAGAUUUUCUUACAAUUUUUACAUAGACAUUUGUAAAAUUGCCGUUUUCUUGAUGUUUAAACCCCUUUGGUUUAAUAAAACUGCACUCCUACAAAUGCGUCUUAUUAAAGUUAAUAUUUAAACCGGUGUAAGCUCAACAAGCGAUCCUUUUAUUACGUCUUUUAUCGUUUUACAUGUGCGUGAAAGAAAUGUCAGUAAAGAAGAUUAUGAGAUACGCAAAUUUUUAAUUGUUAUGACAAUGUGAUUAUAGAAAAGGGUGUAUUCGGUCGUGUGUAUCAAGUUUGUAUGAGUGGCUUUGGGAACGACCAAUCCGUUGUAAUGCUACACACAUGCGGAGAGUUGGUUUAAGCUAGGUUUUGACAGCCGGCUGGCUCGUCUGAAUUCAAUUCGAUAUUGGCUUCCCAUAAAGAUGAACAGUCGCAGUAGUGUUAAUGAAACAAAUUUGGUGAAUUUCUCGGCUGAUCUGUCAACGCUCAAUCAACUGGAUUCAAAGGACGGCUUGCUGAGUUUUCCGUUCGAUCACAUUUACGCUUGCCAUUCUGAUGAACCUGAUAGACGACCAGCAUUGCAACUGGACAAGGAAGUAGAGGUGUCGACGCACUGUGUCGUGGGUGAAGAGAAGACUCUGACGACCCCCACAGAGAUCCACAAGCUACAAGACCAAUUGAGUGCAUUUGAAAACCAAAACAAGAGGUUGAAAGACCUACUAAUAUACCACUUGGAUCUGAUACAACAGCAGAACGAAUUGAUUUCCAAGAGAGACAAACUGUAUCAGACAUUAAAACAGGAAAAUGAUACACUCAGGGCAAAACUGAUGAGGGCAGAACGCCGUGUGGCAAUCAGCCCAAGGACACAGGCCCUUAAUGCGGCCUAUCAUGCGUCAAAGCAGCUGCCGACAUCCACAGUGACGUCUGGUUCCAUGAAGAACCAGCCAACCACAUCUGAGAUUGUACUGAACAGCUUCUCAGAGCUGCUACUCCCGAGCAACGGGUCGAUGGUGGUGGACCAGACACCGAUCAAAGAGACGUUUGGCAUUGCUCGCUUGCAUGCGACCCCAGAGCAAAUAGCCGCGUACACACAAGACCCGGACCGUGACGUGAAGAAAGUGCUAAAGGCAUCGCUAGUGCCACCAGAGAAGAUGAUUGACAAGAAGCGAUCGUUGAUCAAGAAGGAGGUCCGCAAGGAGAUCUUGGAGGAAUCGGCUCGUACCGGCGCGCUGGGUACUAAGUCGGCGAAUAGCCGCAAGCCGAUCCUAGAGCGGCUCCAAGCCAAACGGCGGGCCACAAGCACUGCCAGUGCUAGCGCGAAAGUCAGCCGGGCGAAGGUGAUGAAACCGGUGGAAACGCCAGCCCCACCGCCGGAACUGCCGGAACCGUCGGAACCGAUGGAUAUGUCACAAAUGCCGGAUCUGUCCGAACUGUCGGAACUGCCGGAUCUGACGGAAGAACCGCAAUCCCCUACCGAAGACUCCCAACGGUUCACCGUUAAUCGGAAAUCGAAAAUGAUUAACACUUACGGCAAGUUGAAGAUACCAAAGCGUAAUGCGAAAUUCACUGGCUCUUUAUCUGAUAGGCUACAAUUAAUCGAUACUACCCCGACAGGCGAAGAUCCGUACCAAUUAGGCGAGGCUGAGAUGAGAGAACAGUCGCCAAUACAAAAACUGAUGUUGAAGCCAAACAACAAGCGGAAGUCUACAAAACUGUACGCCAUGGUGGACAAGAAGAAGAGUCGCUACUUAUUCAAAGACCCCUCGAAGAUCAUCAUGAAAGCGUCCGACUUGGAGAUGGUGAAAACUGAGCCGGAUAUCGAUUGGCGGAUAUACAACAAGAAUCACGACAAUUUUGCGUUCUUCAACGACGGCGAGAAUCUGUCCUCGUCGCUGCCUUCCUUGGACGCGAACGAGUUCCAAGAGCUAUUCAACUCAGAUGUCAAUCUGGACAAUCUAGCUAACCUAGACAAUAUAAACACGCUGGAUUAUACACCAGCACUGCCCGAUAAGUCAAAGAAAAGGGCAGGUAGAACGACUAGCUUGAUGGACCUGGCCGAGGAGGACGAAGAAACAACAAAAAGGGGAGGUCAAAGCAAUCGUGGUAGGAAACGUGCAUUUUCUGCCACUGGGCUAAUAAAGCAGACGAAAACACAGGCAAAACCUAGGGGCUCUAAAGCGGUGCUCCGGGCCAAGAUAGUACAGGCGCCGCCGCCCGGCAUCACCACAAACAAGCCGUACGACACGGUGAUCGCCGACCCGGAUAUGACUUGGUACUUUGGGCUCGACCCGGACGUCAAGCUCGAGGACAUUGAUCACUUGGCUGGGUGCCCGGUGGACACGGUUGAGGUACCGCAAUGGCGCGAAAAGAUCUUCCCAAGCUCGUACACACUAGAGGGCACAGAGAACAUGAACGAGAAGGUGUUCGAGAAGCGUCACUCUAAACUGGAGGCCGAGGAGCGCAGGCAGCUGAGAUGGCACAUGCGCCGGAUAAGGGAACAGCGUCACAUGGAACGGUUAAGGCAACGGCACAGGGACGCGUGGUCCAGCUCGCCCGUGACCGCGCCCUCCGUGUACACGGUGUGGCCUCGCCCGCAGAGGGACAUGAGCGAACUGCAGAUCGCUAAACACCUGCCCGUUGGCUCCUUUGGGGAGGACGUCCCGGACUUGCCGAGCGCCCCCUUCAAGUUGCCGUGGGUGCGAACGUCUAAAGCACUAAAACGCUCCAAAAGAUCUAAAACCCUGCAUUAACCGUGAGAAAGAAUACUGUCAAGACAUCACAAGACACGGGACCGUGUUCGCUUCGCCUUAAGAAUGGAAAAUAGAAGAAAAGUGGUUUUAUGAUGCGGGUAGAUUUCAAAAACAGUGCGAUCAAACUACCUUCAUUUGGCCAAGUGUGGAGAUUUGAUGACUCAUUAUGUGCAGUUUAAGUUCUUGUGAAUAAAUAAGUGAAAAAUGACUAAUAUUACGAAUUUACUCCGACCAUGACAGUCUAAGUGUAAAAAGUGACAAACUAUUAAGAAUAUUACAUCAAAAUAUUAAGUCACAAAGCAAAUUAUGUAAAUGCUCAGAACAUAAUACAUGAAGGUAGUUCAAAAAUUUUAGGCGACAUCUACGUUGAGAUUGUCUAACUUAUUGUUAGGGGUUGUUUCUGUAGGCGACACCCGUUUGUAGUAACUUAACCAGUCUUCCUUAAUAAGUGUGUAUUUCUCGAUGUUGAAUUACUCGAUACACUUUAGGUAGUUGUUGUGUAGUUUCAGAUUGAAUUGAUUUAAUAUUAUUAUUAAAAAACAGACUAGUCGAUACGAACGUCAGUCAAUUUCUUCAUAUAAAGGAAACAUGACAACACAAAAGACAUAAUGAUCAAGUUAGUUUAAAACAAUGAAAACAACACACUUUAAAUAAUGACUGUAGAAACAACAUUAUGCAUAGACAAAUGAACCAUAGGCUAAUGAAAUAUUAAGGCACAUUCUACACAUAUUUUAGCCAAAUAUUAACACUUUUACGAAAAAAAACCCAUAAUAUUUAAUGCUAAAUUAUGUGAAAGAAUAGGUUUAUCAAAUAAAUAAUGAAAUAAACCAAUGCAUUUAAAUAAUGAACUGGCAACUCUAGUCUUUUAAGGGACGUUGAGAGUAACAGUUUAUUAGGAUAUAAUUAUUUUACUUAACACAUAUUAAGUAAUGUUAUCUUAACUUUAAGCACCUGAGAGUUAAAUAUCAUUGGAUUAUGAUUUGCAAAUAUACCAAGAGUUUUUUUUAUUCACAUCUUCAUAGCCUGCAUGUUUUUUUGUGAUGUAAUUUUUUGUUUAUAUGUUCUGUCUCUGUAUGAUUUGGUUUUAAAAUGUUAUAAGAAGAUAUUUUUCGCUCAUAAAGAUGCGUCUACACAGUACACACCACAAAUGUUAUAAACGAACAUUCAUUUUUGGUAUAUAAAAAACAUUCAAAUGUGAACUUAUUUUUCGUGUGGACUCAUAUUUACUUGUUAAUAUGAUAAAUAUAAUGUUUUGGGCAUGUAUAUCGAUAGAUUGUAGUCGUAUAUAACAAGUUUAAACUUCGUAAUUUAAAGUUUAUUAUUGUAAAUGGUACAUAUUUAAAUUCUCCUAUCUCUGUAAAUAAUGUACUGUAUUGUGAGUUUAAGUUACAUUAUAUGUUGAGGCGUAAUUUACUAUUUUUUAUAUGUUGUUUUUUUUAUAUAUAAUUUGCACGUAACAUUAUGUAAAGUUGAUCUAGAUUUUGGGGCAUUAAAAACCCCGGUAUGUAAAUUUUUAAUAGAUCGCAGAGCGAAAGAAUUUAACUUCGUGGAAAGACUAAGUAUACACUUUGGACGACAGAAUAAUUUAUUACCCAUGAGAUCUAAUUUAAUGAGGUUUUUAAUAUUAAUUUAUAAUCCGAUACUUAAACUGUUACAUUACUAUUUGUAGGUAUUCGUAGAAAUUUUAGAUUAAAUACAGUUCAAAUAUUAGUCUUAGAUGGUAUAUAUUCCUUUAAGUGAAGGUACAUAUUUCUUAAUCAUAUAUGUAUAUCUUGUUUAAAACUUUGCCUUUUAAAUCCUUUAAAAGGUCAUGCUGCAUGAUAAUAUAAUCCUGUAAAAUAUUGGUGAGAAACCGAUGCGCGUGCAUGCCAAAACGCUUCAAUUCAAACCUAAUGGGCCCUCUGAACAAUGGGCAGCGUUGGCCCAACAAAUGUUCGUCAAUGUUUGCCACCAUUAUGGUUAUCACUACAUAGUAUAAACAAAGUCGCUAUUUACGUCCCUAUGUCCCUUUGUAUGCUUAAAUCUUUAAAACUACGCAAUGGAUUUUGAUGCGCG